Molecule: messenger RNA, 884 nt
Organism: Eurytemora carolleeae
Lineage: Eukaryota; Metazoa; Arthropoda; Copepoda; Calanoida; Temoridae
Product: teneurin-3
Biological process (GO): motor neuron axon guidance
Source: RefSeq, a predicted model, not a curated record
UCGACACUCCAGUUUGCUUCAGACCUCUGGAUUGAGAGAGUCUCGUCAAGUUUGAACCAGAAUCCGAAUAAAUAUCAGUAGUUUAAACAAGUACUUUUAUGCGUCCAAAUCAAAGUUAAUAACGACGCUAAGUUUCAUCAAAUGUGAAAAGUGAACAUACGCCUUUUAAAAUGGACUGAUUCCAGUGUCUAAUUAAAUUAAUCGAAGAAAUGCAAGUCUAAGUUAGUUUUAUGGCUGAAUCAAAGUUUGGAUGAACAAAAUAGGAAUGGCUGAAGAGGAUACAGAUUGGAGCUACAGCUAUAGCCCUGUACCAACUUUAAGUAGUGGUUUGGAGAAGAUUAGUCCUUAUGCUCAUGAGGGAACAACCCUGCUCAGUAAUUCAGCUCUGAAAUCAGAUUCAGUGCGUCGGUCCGAUCUCAGAACCAGGCUAGAUAAUGACCUUAGAGCAAGACUGGAAACAGAUCCGAGAAGCAGGGUUUCCACAGAACGGAGACAGCUUAAUAAUGGAGGGUUAAAUUAUGCGACAAAGGAGCGCAGCUACCAAGAUUCCGGAUUUUCGGAGGAUAUAGAUAUGCAGAUGAAUCCUGUUAGCUACCUAGGGACUACUAAAUCUGGUCAAAUAUACAUAGAACCAAAUGAUGAGACAAAGCUAACAUUGUCCCACUACUCUCAACCUUUAGUCAGCAAUUCAGAGUUAUCUACCAAGGACAGGGGGAACCCUUUACGUGGAAGCAUGAAGAGCCCCCCGUCCUCACCUCGUCCCUCCUCCCUGAAGGGGUCAAGGACCCCCUCCUUGAAGGGAUCUAAAUGCUCCUGGAGGUCCCUUGCCGUCAUCUUCAUCGUCCUCUCCCUUACUAUGGGGGCCACACUCGUCUUCCUUAUAG